AUGGUUGCCAGCGCUGGAACAACUCAAGAGGAGCCCGUCACCCCGGGUGAUCCUGUUCAAAGUGAGCAGCAGGACAAGCUCCUGAGCAGCCCCGGUCAGCGUUAUGCCACUGAAGCCAGAAAGGGCAUGAUUGAUCGAAUGGUACGGCAGCAGAUUGAGAACGAGAGAUCAAUCGUUCUAGCCGUUAUGCCAUGCCAUUCCGGCCCAACUACUGAGAGGAUUUUAGAAUUUGCCAAGGUGGCCGACCCUUGCGGAGAGAGAACCCUCGGCGUGUUCACCAAGCCUGACCUUGUAAAGGAGCAAGCCAUGUUCCAGUCCGUCCAAAAGCAUAUCAAACAAUCCCCGCUAAAGCUGGGAUAUUUGGCUGUGCGCAGUCGUCGAGCUAAUGAGGAUGACCUCGAACUGACCAGCUUAAGGGAUAAAGAGCAAGAACUGUUUGUGGGCCCCGAACCAGGCCCGACCAGCCAGCGAGAAUACCUUGUGAGGCUUGCGUCGCGCUUUCAGCUCAUGACCCACAACUCUCUUGAGGGCCAGUACGUCCAUCCUGAUUUUUCACAGCACACUAAUCUGAGACUCGUCUCCCUUGUUAUCAACAUGAACGAGGUCUUCGCAGAGCUUAUGAGGAGGAGUGGACCCAAAUACCGUUUCCAUGGUUUUGAGCUUUGCUGGCUGGGGGGCAGCGAUCUGAUGAACAAGGUUCUCCGAACCACUCCCCAUCCACUCAGCAAUAUCAUACCCGUAAAGUUCUUCCAGAACCAGAUGCCAAAGGACGGCCUUGAAGGGAUUAUUGAGGAGCAUUAUUUGGGGUUCAAAGGGCCUGAGCUGGGCACUUUUGGCGGAUCCGUCCUGACGAUUUUCGACAAAGAAGUCGCUCAACAACUCUGGGAGAAUGCUAUGCACGAUCAACUCGACGAAGCCUACAAGGGCGCCCUAGCUCACGCCGAAUUCCUCGUCGACUCGGAGCUUCUCGGACGCCCGUACACUUACAACCACUACUUCAACGAGAACCUCGAACGGGCACGCAGCCGUCGAAUUGCAGCAACACAGGCACAGAAGGCUCACGCACAGCCAAGUGCCACCACCGCGGCUGCCGCCGAGUUUGCUAAAUCUGACUCUAGCUCUAACUCGUCCAGCAUCAAGGUCAAAAUUAGCGUUCCACUUCAACAACCCAGCAAGACGCAUGCGGACCAAGUCAAAGAGAACAUCGAUGUUUUGAAGAGCUACUACAAGAUUGCCCGAAAGCGGUUCGUGGACGCCAUCUGCCAGCAGGUGGUCAGUCUUCUUCUUCUUAAUGGUGACGAAAGCCCGCUCAAUAUCUUGUGCCCGGAGCUCAUCGCCAAGUUGACCGACAACCAACUGGAACAAAUCGCGGGUGAAGAUAGCGCGUCCAGGAGCAUGAGGCAGGGGCUGGAUGAGGAGAUUGAAGGGCUUAAGGCGGCCAUGGAGGUCUUUCGGACUUGA
Molecule: messenger RNA, 1461 nt
Organism: Sordaria macrospora k-hell
Lineage: Eukaryota; Fungi; Ascomycota; Sordariomycetes; Sordariales; Sordariaceae
Cellular component (GO): microtubule; membrane; cytoplasm
Molecular function (GO): GTP binding; GTPase activity; microtubule binding
Source: RefSeq, a predicted model, not a curated record